AUGUCUGCCGAAAAUGCCGAGUUAUUGAAAGAAGUUCAUAGUACUACUUUGCAAGUAUAUCCUCAUCUGAUGAGUAUGGGUUCUGCCGAAACGAGUCUUACUGCGCCAGAACCAAGUUUCUCUCCUGAUGUGGAAGAAGAAGCAAACUCAUACUAUGAAAGAGUUUAUCGACAAGAAAUAAACAUUGACGAGAUGAUCAAGCUUCUUUCAAAGUUCAAGAAUUCACAGAACCCAAGAGAAAAUAAAAUUUUCGAGUGUAUGGUGCACAAUCUUUUCGAUGAAUACCAGUUUUUCCCCAAAUAUCCACAACGUGAACUCACAAUCACAAGCAUAAUCUUUGGGUCGCUGAUUCAAUCUCAACUCGUCGGCUACAUGGCUCUUGUUGCUUUGCGUUAUGUCUUGAGUGCAUUACGAAAUCCUGUAGAUUCAAAGAUGUUUAAUUUUGGUGUUCAAGCAUUAUCUCAAUUCCAGUCACGUCUUCCAGAAUGGCCUCAGUAUUGCUCACAUCUUUUGCAAAUUCCACAUCUUCAGCAGUCGCAUCCCGAAAUUAUUCAAACUUCACCACUCGAAUCCACAAUCCUUCCCUUGGAAUCCAAACCCGCUUUUACUGCUUUAAACCUGGAUACUUUACUGGCGGCGGAUAAAGUCGACUACGAGGUCCCAGGUGAAGCAGUCCAAGACAAGAUAUUAUUUAUAGUGAAUAACGUUGCUCAAAGUAAUUUGGAUACGAAAGUCGCCGAAAUGAAGGAUAUACUCAAGGAAUCGCAUUUUCGAUGGUUUGCCAAUUACCUUGUUGUUAAAAGAGCAAGCAUUGAGCCAAAUUAUCAUCAACUCUAUUUACGAUUUCUGGACGCAUUAGAUAGUCAACUGUUAGUUCGUCAUGUGUUGCAUGAAGCAUUUGCCAAUAUUAAGGUGCUGUUGAAUUCAGAAAAGACAGUACACUCUGCUUCUGAAAGAUCUCUAUUGAAGAAUCUUGGUUCAUGGCUCGGCGGUAUGACUUUAGCGAGAAACAAGCCAAUCAAGCAUAAGAAUAUUGCUUUUAAGGAACUUUUAAUAGAAGGCUACGAUAGUAAUAAACUUAUUGUAGCAAUUCCUUUUGUGUGUAAAGUACUCGAGCAGGCCAGCAAGAGUAAAGUAUUUAAACCACCGAAUCCCUGGUUAAUGGCAAUUCUUAAAUUAUUGGUUGAAUUAUAUCAUUUUGCGGAUUUGAAACUAAAUCUCAAAUUUGAGAUUGAGGUGUUAUGCAAGAGUUUAAGUAUAGAGCUUAAGGACAUUGAACCCACAUCUAUUCUCAAAGAUCGACCACCAAAGGAACCCAUUGCACCGCCCCUCUUUGAAAAUUGGCCAAUUGGUGGUAGCAGCCAACCACCAACCCCUGGACAGGCUCCACCACCUCCAAAUCUGUCAGGAACGCAACCUGGUACUUCAGUGCCGUUGCCUGAUGAAAAUUUAUUGAAUAUCCUUUCAAAUGUGGUUCCUUACAUAAACUACAUUCCGAUUUUUGCCAAUCAACCAGGACUUCGAAAACUUGUUUAUAUGGCUAUCGAAAGAGCUAUUCAAGAGAUCAUUGGUCCUGUUGUUGAAAGAUCAGUCACCAUUGCCUGUAUAUCCACUAAGGAAUUAAUACUUAAAGAUUUUGCUAUGGAACCUAACGAAGAGAAAAUGCGAAAUGCUGCACACGUAAUGGUCCAAAACCUAGCUGGUAGUCUGGCACUUGUUACAUGUAAAGAGCCACUCCGUAUGAGUAUGGUAACACAUUUGCGUAAUCUCUUGCUUCAAAAUGGGUUUACAGAGCAGAGUAUUUCGGAACAAGCAAUUCUACUUGAGGUUGCUGAAAAUCUAGAUUUGGCUUGUUCUAUUGUGGAAAAAUCUGCGAUGGAUAAAGCGAUACCUGAAAUUGAAGACAACUUGUCACGGUCAUUCUCUGAUCGUAAGAAACAUCGUGAGCGAUCGGGACAACCAUAUUACGACAUGACGGUAUAUUCCACAAUAUCGCGUUACAUGAAUAAUCUCCCAGAACCACUACGAUUGAAACCUACCGGCCUUCUACCUCAGCAACUAAGAGUGUACGAGGAUUUCUCUAGAAUCCGUAUAAAUCAGCCAGCGCCCACUUAUGAAGAUCGUGGUAGUGUUCGUAGUAAUGGAAUUCAUCGGGGUCAAGACAUACCAUUGCAAUAUGCUCCCAAUGAAAUUCCAUUUGAUAAUUCUCAAAUAAUAACAGCUCAGCAGAAUAUUGAGCGAUUCACGCAAUACUUGGCUGAGCUUGAUAAAUUAAUCAGUAAAAAUCCUCAAGCAUCCUGGACUUCGCUUCCCCAGAACCACGAUAUUCGAUUACUUGUGAACCAAAUUCCCUUAAUUGCUGCUCAAUCACCCGUACACCGCGAUGAAACUGCACUCAAUUUCUCUCAAAAAGUAGUUCAACUCUUAUACAAGAAUGAUUCCAAUCUUUCACGCGAGGUAUACGUUAUUCUCCUGGAAAAGCUUUGUGACAUUUCAAUAAAAGUGAGCAAAGAAGUGACUGCAUGGUUGCUCUAUGCUGAUGAUGAUCGUAAAUUCAUCGUGCCAGUAGUUGUCGCUUUGAUAAAAGCAGGGCUUAUCAACGUCGCUGAACAAGAUGUGCAAUUGGCAAAACUUAUUGAAAGUGGUCGACCGACAGUCAUUGAUUUCACGACAAAAUUAGUCCGAGAAUGUGUCUUGAAAGAACCUGCUAUUGCUUCAAGGGGUGAUUUUCUCAAUUCUUUGGAUGCGCUUGACAGACUCACUCGACGAGGAAAGGCACCAGAGAAUGUAAUUUUACUUCUUGAAGAAUUACGCCGGAUGCGUGACGGAAUGCGUGAACAAUUAUCUAUUGUAUUUGCUGAAUGGGUUAGAAUUUAUCAACACCCCACUUCAAAUGAAAAAACUUUUACUAAUUUCAUUGUGCAGUUACAAAAUCAAGGCAUAUUAAAAGGGGAUGAAAUAUCAUCAAUGUUUUUCAGACUCUGCACAGAAAUGAGUGUUGACAAUUAUUUAAAGCAAAAAGCGGCUGUGCAGACAGCUCCUGCUGUCGCUUUUCAAGCUGUUGAUGCUUUCUCAAAGUUAAUUGUGUUGUUGGUGAAAUAUCAUUCGGAUCCAGAAGGCAUAAACAAUAAUGUAGCAAAAGUUAAUUACCUUGCCAAAAUUAUAUCACUUAUUGUGCUUGUAAUCGCACAAGCACAUGAGCAACGCCGACAGCAGUUUAACCAAAAACCAUUCUUCCGACUAUUUACGAGUUUGCUUACUGAUUUGAAUUCAUACGAGCAACAACUUCAACCUAUUUAUUUCCAAAUCCUUACAAAUUUGAGUAAUACCUUUCAUACUCUGCAACCUUCCUUCUUCCCUGGAUUUACAUUUGCUUGGCUUUCAUUAAUCUCUCAUCGCCUUUUCAUGCCAAAAUUACUAUUGGCUGAAAACCGAAAGGGCUGGCCGACGUUUCAUCGGUUGCUGAUUUGCCUCUUCAAAUUCCUGGUUCCGUUCCUCCGAAAUGUCGAAAUGAGGGAUACGACACGCUUACUCUUUUGCGAUGUAAUUCCAUCAUCAUGCAUACAAUUAAGAAAUCUGAUAUUGAGCGCCUUUCCGCGAAAUAUGCGACUACCCGAUCCAUUCACACCUAACCUAAAAGUUGACUUAUUACCUGAAAUCACUCAAUCGCCGCGCGUGCUCUCUGAUUACACGUCAGCUUUACUAACAAACAAUCUGAAACAGGAUGUUGAUACAUAUCUUCAAACCUGUCAACCUGUCUCGUUUCUGAUGGACUUGAGAAACCGACUCUUGUUGGAUUCGACCGACCAAUCAGAGGGCUCAAAAUAUAAUGUACCAAUUAUUAAUGCACUUGUAUUGUAUGUUGGCAUUCAAGCUAUCAACCAACUGCAGGACAAUAAACAAUCAACAGCAUCAUUGACUCAUUCCGCAUCCAUGGAAAUAUUUCGACAGUUACUCAACAAUUUGGACUCGGAGGGCCGGUACCUCUUUUUAAGCGCCAUUGCCAAUCAAUUACGAUUCCCUAAUAGCCAUACACAUUACUUCAGUUGCAUCCUGUUGUACUUGUUUGCAGAAAGCAAUCAAGAAUUUAUUAAAGAACAAGUGACAAGAGUGCUUCUGGAAAGGCUAAUAGUGAAUCGACCUCACCCUUGGGGACUCUUGAUUACAUUUAUUGAGUUAAUUAAGAAUCCCCGCUACGAUUUCUGGAGUCAUUCCUUUACACGAUGUGCAACCGAUAUUGAACGUCUGUUUGAAAGUGUGAGCCGAUCAAUCAACCAAGUGUAG
This is a messenger RNA of Ambispora gerdemannii, 4284 nucleotides long. NCBI's taxonomy places the organism in Eukaryota, Fungi, Glomeromycota, Glomeromycetes, Archaeosporales, Ambisporaceae. The record is from the annotation of a GenBank genome assembly.